AUGGCGGCUGCGGGGAUGGAGUGGUGGUGGGCCUUGCUGCUGCUGCUGCCGCCCACUGUUCACUCGUUCUACGUCCCUGGAGUCGCUCCUCGAGACUUUAGAGAAGGAGAGAGCGUGGAUAUCAAGGCAGUGAAGCUGACCAGCUCCAGGACUCAGCUGCCCUUCGAGUUCUACUCCCUGCCCUUCUGCCUCCCAGAGAGGGUGGAGUACAAGGGAGAAAACCUAGGAGAGGUUUUGCGCGGCGACCGUAUCGUCAACACGCUGUACGAGGUGAAAAUGACCACAGAUAAAAAGUGUGAGCUGGCGUGUCCAAAGAAGAAGCUGAGCGUGGACGAGAGUAAGCUGUUCGCCGAGCGCAUCAAAGAGGAGUACUACGUCCAUCUAAUUGCAGACAACCUCCCUGUGGCCACGCGGCUGGAGUAUUAUCCAAACAGAGACACUGCAGCUGAAGAUGCACAGAAAGACUCUUCCAAAGAUAUUCAGUUUGAGCACGGAUACAGGAUCGGGUUCAUCGACAACGACAAGGUCUACCUCCACAACCACCUGUCGUUCAUCCUGUACUUCCACAGAGAGAAGCUGGAGGAGGGGGAGACGCACAGCUACAGAGUGGUGCGCUUCGAGGUCGUCCCCCAGAGCGUCAAAGUGGAAGACUUAAAAGCAGAUGAGAAUGCAAAGUCCUGCACACUACCAGAGGCCAGUGGGUCAGUCCCACAGGAGAUCGACCCAACCAAAGAGAACGAGGUCCAGUUCACCUACUCUGUGCGCUGGGAGGAGAGUGAGAUCAAGUGGGCGUCUCGCUGGGACACGUAUCUGACCAUGAGCGACGUCCAGAUCCACUGGUUUUCCAUCGUCAACUCCGUGGUGGUGGUGUUCUUCCUCUCCGGAAUCCUCAGUAUGAUCAUCAUCAGAACCCUAAGGAAAGACAUCGCCAACUACAACAGAGAAGACGACAUCGAGGACACCAUGGAGGAGUCGGGCUGGAAGAACGUGCAUGGAGACGUGUUCAGGCCUCCUCAGUAUCCCAUGAUCCUCAGCUCUCUGUUGGGCUCGGGCAUCCAGCUCUUCUGCAUGAUCCUCAUCGUCAUCUUCGUGGCCAUGUUGGGGAUGCUGUCUCCGUCCAGCAGAGGCGCCCUGAUGACCACCGCCUGCUUCCUCUUCAUGUUCAUGGGGGUGUUUGGAGGGUACUUUGCCGGCAGACUGUACCGCACACUGAAGGGCCACAGGUGGAGGAAAGGAGCCUUCUGUACGGCGACACUGUACCCCGCUGUGGUGUUUGGGAUCUGCUUUGUGCUCAACUGUUUUAUCUGGGGAGAGCACUCGUCCGGAGCUGUCCCCUUCACCACUAUGCUGGCUCUGCUCUGCAUGUGGUUCGGCAUCUCCAUGCCUCUGGUGUAUCUAGGAUAUUACUUUGGCUUCAGGAAGCAGCCUUAUGAUAACCCAGUGAGGACCAAUCAGAUCCCCCGACAGGUGCCGGAGCAGCGCUGGUACAUGAACAAGUUUGUGGGGAUCCUCAUGGCCGGCAUCCUGCCCUUUGGAGCCAUGUUCAUCGAGCUCUUCUUCAUCUUCAGUGCCAUCUGGGAGAACCAGUUCUACUACCUGUUUGGGUUCCUCUUCCUGGUCUUUAUCAUCCUGGUGGUGUCCUGCUCUCAGAUCAGCAUCGUCAUGGUUUAUUUCCAGCUUUGUGCAGAGGACUACCGCUGGUGGUGGAGGACGUUCCUGGUUUCAGGAGGAUCAGCCUUUUAUGUUCUGAUUUAUGCCAUGUUCUACUUUGUCAACAAGCUGGACAUCGUAGAGUUCAUCCCCUCCUUGCUGUACUUCGGCUACACGAUGCUCAUGGUCCUGUCCUUCUGGCUGCUCACGGGGACGAUCGGCUUCUACGCCGCCUACAUGUUCAUCCGCAAGAUCUACGCAGCUGUGAAGAUCGACUGA
Molecule: messenger RNA, 1929 nt
Organism: Knipowitschia caucasica
Lineage: Eukaryota; Metazoa; Chordata; Actinopteri; Gobiiformes; Gobiidae
Source: the annotation of a GenBank genome assembly